CAAAUUCAUAUUCAAGCAGAUGGGAAUCGUUCUUGGGAAACUUCUAAUACGAAUAGGACUAACACUUGACGAUCAAACUUAAAUUCUAGCACGAGCGCCUCUUUUCGUUGAAUAAAAGAAGCUAUCUAUGCAUCCUAAUGGCAUAUAACUGCAUUGCUUUGUAUUGGAUCUGAAGCGCUAGCAGUUUACUAUAAUGAAUAGUGGAAAGGGAUGGAGAGCCUUGGGAGUGGUGUGUAUGUGGGGGUUCUUUCUUGUAACAGCUCAGGAAGAGAUAAAAGUACUGAGUAGAAGUGGGUUUCCACCUGGAUUUAUAUUCGGUACAGCUUCUGCUUCUUAUCAGUAUGAAGGAGCUGCUAGGGAAGGAGGAAAAGGCCCAAGCAUCUGGGAUACUUUCUCCCAUAUCCCAGGGACAAUCGCUGAUGGGAGCAAUGGGGAUGUUGCUGUGGAUCAGUACCACCGCUAUAAGGAAGAUGUGAAAAUGAUGAAGGAUAUGGGCAUGGAUGCAUAUAGGUUUUCUAUUUCCUGGUCAAGGAUAUUACCGUAUGGUUCGGUCAAAGGUGGAAUUAACAAAGUUGGAGUGGCCUACUACAACAAUCUCAUUAAUGAACUCUUAAAACAUGAUAUCAAACCUUUCGUGACCCUGUUCCAUUGGGACCUUCCGCAACCUCUGGAGGAUAACUAUGGAGGCUUUCUUAGCGAAAAUAUCGUGAAAGAUUUUGAAGCUUACGCUGAACUGUGCUUUCAAGAGUUUGGCGAUCGAGUGAAGCACUGGAUUACAUUAAACGAACCUUAUUCCUACGCAUAUGCAGGAUAUGACGUUGGGCUAAUCGCACCGGGCCGCCAUUCCUCUUCUAAUGGAAGUUCAAGCACAGGAAAUUCGGCAACAGAGCCAUAUAUUGUGGGGCAUAAUCUUCUCCUUUCUCAUGCAGCUGCUGUGCGUGUAUAUAAGAGCAAGUAUCAGGCGGCACAGAAGGGAUUGAUCGGAAUUACAAUAGUGAGCCACUGGUUUCUUCCCUAUUCAAAAUCACAUUCUGACCACAAAGCCGCCCAAAGGGCCAUAGAUUUUAUGUUUGGUUGGUAUAUGGAUCCAAUUACAAAAGGGAGAUACCCCACAGCCAUGAGACAGCUUGUUGGCGAGCGGUUACCCAAAUUUACUGUCCGUCAAUCUACCAUUGUGAAAGGUUCAUUUGAUUUUCUGGGCUUAAAUUAUUACACAGCUCUCUACGCUGCUGAUGUUUUAACGCCACCCAAUCCCCUUAACGCGAGCUAUACAUUGGACUCUCAAUCUAAUCUAACAGCUGCGAGAAAUGGUAUGCUCAUCGGACCACAGGCAGGAUCGAGUUGGCUUCACGUGUAUCCGCGUGGUAUACAAGAGCUGUUGAAGUAUAUUAAACGCAGAUAUGACAAUCCCCUCAUUUUCAUCACGGAAAAUGGUAUUGAUGAAAAAAAUGAUGAUACAUUGUCAUUGGCACAAUCUCUUAAUGAUACUUGGCGAAUUAAUUAUCACUCAAAGCAUUUAUCACUUGUUCAACGAGCAAUAAGGGUUGGAUCUAACAUACAAGGUUACUUUGCAUGGUCUUUGUUAGACAACUUCGAGUGGGUAAAUGGCUAUACAGUUCGAUUUGGUCUUCAUUACAUAGAUUAUAAGAAUAACUUAAUUCGAUAUCCAAAAGCAUCUGUUUAUUGGUUUCAAAAAUUCUUGAAAUAAAUAAAUUAUAAAAUGCAUUGUGUAUCAACAAUAAGAGCUAUACUACAACUUUAAUCCUUACCAAGCAUUGCAAGGAUAGUAUGAAAAAGUCACAAUGUAUGUGGUUUUCUAUAGAGAGUUUUCUUUUCACUAAGUUGUUCAAUCAUGGCUUCAAUUUACA
Molecule: messenger RNA, 1868 nt
Organism: Cryptomeria japonica (Japanese cedar)
Lineage: Eukaryota; Viridiplantae; Streptophyta; Pinopsida; Cupressales; Cupressaceae
Product: beta-glucosidase 12
Exons: 11
Coding region: 194-1708 (504 amino acids)
Biological process (GO): carbohydrate metabolic process
Molecular function (GO): beta-glucosidase activity
Source: RefSeq, a predicted model, not a curated record